Messenger RNA from Histoplasma mississippiense, 1158 nucleotides. RefSeq lists its product with no specific name. The coding region runs from base 1 to 1158 and encodes 385 amino acids. NCBI's taxonomy places the organism in Eukaryota, Fungi, Ascomycota, Eurotiomycetes, Onygenales, Ajellomycetaceae. The transcript is spliced from 2 exons. The record is from RefSeq and is a predicted model, not a curated record.
AUGCCGUCUCGAAAAUCGACGACUACGAAAUCAAGCCAUGGGCGGAAAGGAAAACAUACUCCCCAUGAAUCACUGCCCACAGGGUGGCACUUUCAAGCUCCCCGUUGGCUUCGCGCUCUGUGUCGGUACAGCAGCCUGGUGAUAUGCAGCUUGGCGCUCAGCACUGGGCUAUUCUCGUUAAGCUCACAGAUUACACAGGGAGAUCUGGCCUGGACGAGCAGGCAAUACGAUUCCUGGUGGGGGAUCGGGGGAUUGCUUGCAUGGAGAACUACUGAGUUAACAGUUGCCUGGCUAUCAGGAUAUGACGCCCGCGACGCUGCAACUUUCACGUACCUAACUCACCUGCCAACCUACGUCCUCCUUUACAGCUUCUACGGCAUCCGUCCAACCACCCUAAUGACAGUUGCCUUCAUUACCCUCCUGUCGACCGCCAUCCCAUUCUUCGUCUUCCGCGGCCCCAGCCGCAUACAUCAAAUGCACCCAUUCAUGGGUUUCCAAUGUUGCGAUGGCCACACCACCCUUUCCGCCAUCAGCGGUACCAAAACUACCAAGGAUGACAUUAAACUCCGCCACCCCACAAUCCUCGCAGACUGCCCAACAACCGCCUACACCACCCUUGUCGCCUCUGGCAUCUACACUCUCAUUCUCUACUCCAGCGUUGUUACCUGGCUCCCAACCUACCUCGUAACCUACUAUGACGGGCUCCCCGAUAUACGCAUCGCACACGCAGGGGCCAAAAGCUUCAUCUCUCUCCUCGCCACCCUGCUACCCGCCGGCUACGCCCUGCGCGACUUUCUCUUCGUCAGCUCUGUCGGCGCAGAGCGGCUUGACGAGCAGCGUAUAGAGGACUCCGCAGUCGAUUUUACACGUCCGGGGAAAGAGGCGCGCGAGCAGGGUGAUGAGGCACCCUCCGGUGAGUUGCUCGUCAUGUCGGUAUAUCGCAAGUACUGGCUGGAGUUACCGGCGAAAACGCGAUCGCUGCUUUCGCGCACGAUAGAAUUGGCAGUGAUGAUUAUGUUUAAUACCGUGGUGCAAGUUGUGGGGACGAUUAACGGGGCAGAGGUGGAAGGGGCAGUAGGAUGGGGUUCGAUUUGGACUCUUGCGACGUGUGUGACUGGGGUGAUGUUCGGGUGGGUGGAGGCUGCAGAUGGGUUAUGA